AGGAAAAAGCUAACAAACCUGCUAGCAUCAGUGCAGAUGGCUACCAGUCAGACUUGGAAGUUAAAACGUUUUGGACGUUUAAUACCAAGUUCCAGAGGCAAAGCCACCACACCGUGGAAGGUGAUUGAGGCUAAAGACAGUCAACCGGGAAUUAUUCUCACAAUUGCAGAAUCGGGACACUUGAUGGUGUUGCAGGGUCAUGAAUGUUUGGAUGUAAUCUUUCUCUUGGUUGGCUCAGAUUUUCUCAAAGUGCACCAAAAAGCAGAUAAUCUGAUGCUUCGAUGUACUCUGGAGGGAGAGAGCCGCAUGAUCAGGGUCCAGUUUGCUGGCAGAAGCAGAGCAGAAGCCAUUAAGCAGUGUUCAAGUGCUGUCAACAAACUGAAGGAGUACGUGCCUGUCAGCAUUCAGAAUGACUCUGCGCAGUCCCUUAAUCAGCCCCCGUCUGAGAUCACCGCACCGCUGAGGCAGCAGACCAUGCGGAGAGAGGACAUGGGAGCUGAGCCUGAUGUUGUCCAAGGUCAAGUGUCCAUCAAGCGUCUUACCCAGUGUUUCCUGGGAGAGUGUUCUGCCACACUGCCUCUGACUUACCACUACUGUUCUUUGCCAGAAGAUGACUUGGAGCAAUUCCUGCGUGUUUGCCUGCUGGAUCCCAGCUUUCAUGGGUUUGUGGAACAGGUGGAGAGGGAGUUCAGGAAACUGCUUCACGACUGAGGCUGAGUCACUGAAAUUG
Messenger RNA from Thalassophryne amazonica, 730 nucleotides. RefSeq names its product REC114 meiotic recombination protein (gene rec114). The transcript has 6 exons. Lineage: Eukaryota; Metazoa; Chordata; Actinopteri; Batrachoidiformes; Batrachoididae. The coding region runs from base 37 to 711 and encodes 224 amino acids. The record is from RefSeq and is a predicted model, not a curated record.